AUGUCAUUCGCUUAACCUCUUUUAUAGAAGCCGCAGUUUAAUUAUAUAUAAAAAUGUAUUAUUGCAAAAGAUAGUAGUUAUAUGUUGCCACUGAUUUAUAUUUAGAACCCCAAAUAAUACUUAUAAGAAUUUUUUCUUAGACAUAAGAAAUGUCUAAUCAAUCAGAAACUAUUUCAUCUAACUCUCACAAAAAAUGGGGAGGAUUUGAAGAUGCUCCUGAAGAAGACGAAGAUUGUGCGCUUGAUAUACCUAUAGAUAACUUAAAUGAAUUAAUUCAACAAGCGAUGCAACCUGAUGCAUUAGGAAAAGAUGUAUCCGAGGAUUUUGUCUCUGAUAGAAUACAGAUCAAAGUUGGUUGUCCAAGAGUUUUAAAUACAAUAGAUUUACAACAGUAUUAUUCCCACAUAUUACAAAUGACUGACGAUGUGAAACAAAGGCUUGGAAAGCUGGGGGUUAAUGAAAUCGAAUCCGUGCCUCCCGCCCCUGAACUACCUCAACCAGUGCCUGCAAAAUAUAAACCAAACUGUCUGAACUUUAUUCAUCCAUUAGAAACUGAUUUCACAAAAGGCAUUCCACAACCUGUACCUGAAAUUGAUCAAAAAACAUGUCGUGUAUUACUUAGGCAGAGUAUUUUGUUAUUAUUGGCACAGAUUGGUUACACAGAAGUGCUGGAUAAUACAUUAGAUACUUUUGUUGAUGCUGUAGAUGAAUAUUAUAGAAAUUUAUUAAGAAUACUUCACUCUAAGAUGGAUUGUGCUCGUAAGGGAUAUUAUACUCAAUUUUGUGAUAUUUAUGAACAUUCUCUGCAAGACGUUGGAGUAGGUGGAUUCAAUGGAAUUAAAAGAUAUUAUAAUCACUUUGUUAUCGAUUAUGAAACUCGUGUGUACAAAAAAUGCGUGAAAGCCCGCCAAGAUCUCUUAACCCUUAUCGAAACCCCUCCUAAACCACCUGGAACACGCCGACGACGUAAACAAAGUCUGGAAGAAACAACAGACCACGAUUUUACAUUCGGUUACGGUUCAAAUUUAGAAAGUUUUAUACCAUCUGUAGCCUCAAGUUCCACCAGCUCUCGAAACGAAGUGCCUGUUCUACAUUUACCGGAGGACGAUUCGAGUUAUGUAGGUGACAAUUUGUAUGAACUUAUACCAGAUGUUGAAAUUACGGAUGGGGGCUCUAAUGCCAGUGGAACAAUUGGUGGAGAUGCUAAAAGUGGAGCGGAGAAUGCUGCUCAGGCUGGGAGUAGUGGUUUGAUGGGAAUGGAAAUGACUUCAGAAAGGGGACACACUGAAGAUUCGACAACUGGAUACUAUGAUGUAGAAGACUUAUCUAAUUAUUAAAUUAUACUUUAAUAAUUACAAUGAAA
Molecule: messenger RNA, 1363 nt
Organism: Ctenocephalides felis (cat flea)
Lineage: Eukaryota; Metazoa; Arthropoda; Insecta; Siphonaptera; Pulicidae
Product: STAGA complex 65 subunit gamma-like
Exons: 8
Coding region: 150-1337 (395 amino acids)
Cellular component (GO): SAGA complex
Molecular function (GO): protein heterodimerization activity; transcription coactivator activity
Source: RefSeq, a predicted model, not a curated record